CCCAUCACAACUUACAAAAAACAAAAGAACUUACUUAUAUUUUAUAGCUUAGGGGUUUUCAAGAAACCAUGGCCUUAUCACUUCAGAUUACAAAGCUUGUGAUUACUUUGCUGAUGAUCUUAGGGACGUGGGUCUCUCAAGCCAUGCCCCGACCAUUACUGAAUGCAGAAGCCAUUGCUGAAAAGCAUGAGCAAUGGAUGGCUCGUCAUGGACGAACUUACCAUGACAAUGCGGAAAAAGAAAGGCGGUUUCAGAUAUUCAAGAACAACUUGGACUACAUUGAAAAUUUCAACAAGGCAUUCAACAAGACCUACAAGUUAGGUCUCAAUAAAUUUUCAGACUUAUCCGAAGAAGAAUUUGUUACUACUUACAACGGAUACGAGAUGCCUACCACACUCCCAACGGCAAACACAACUGUAAAACCAACAUUUUUCAGUAAUUAUUAUAACCAAGAUGAAGUUCCAGAGAGCAUAGACUGGAGGGAAAAUGGUGUGGUUACCUCCGUUAAGAACCAAGGUGAAUGUGGAUGUUGCUGGGCAUUUUCAGCGGUGGCAGCAGUGGAAGGGAUUGCAGGUAAUGGUGCCUCGCUCUCGGCACAGCAGUUAUUGGACUGUGUCGGAGAUAACAGCGGCUGUGGCGGCGGUACAAUGAUUAAAGCUUUCGAAUAUAUAGUACAAAAUCAAGGCAUAGUCUCAGAUACAGAUUACCCAUAUGAACAAACGCAAGAAAUGUGUAGAUCCGGUAGCAAUGUUGCAGCCCGAAUUACUGGUUAUGAAAGCGUAAUCCAGAGUGAGGAAGCCUUAAAAAGGGCAGUGGCAAAGCAGCCUAUAUCAGUCGCCAUUGAUGCUUCUUCUGGACCUAACUUCAAGAGUUACAUAAGCGGAGUGUUCUCGGCAGAAGAUUGUGGGACUCAUCUUACGCAUGCUGUCACUUUAGUUGGAUAUGGAACGACCGAGGAUGGUACUAAGUAUUGGCUGGUCAAGAAUUCAUGGGGCGAGGAGUGGGGGGAAAGUGGGUACAUGAGGCUGCAAAGAGAGGUUGGUGCCAUGGAAGGUCCCUGUGGCAUUGCUAUGCAAGCUUCUUAUCCUACCCUUGAUUAAUUUAUUCAGUGCCUCCUGAACAAAUAGUUUGUUUUCUGUUAUUAUAUACGGUGAAGGAGAUGACUCUGUGCCUUUAGUCAUCAUACCACUAUUUCAAUGUACUUGCUAUUCAUGUUAUGCUACUGUUCUAGUAUUUUCGAUA
Messenger RNA from Ricinus communis (castor bean), 1242 nucleotides. RefSeq names its product zingipain-2. Gene Ontology annotation, molecular function: cysteine-type endopeptidase activity. NCBI's taxonomy places the organism in Eukaryota, Viridiplantae, Streptophyta, Magnoliopsida, Malpighiales, Euphorbiaceae. The transcript is spliced from 2 exons. Bases 69 to 1100 code for a protein of 343 amino acids. The record is from RefSeq and is a predicted model, not a curated record. Gene Ontology annotation, cellular component: lysosome.